AUGAUCAAUAGCUCGUUGGAAUCAUCUCGUCGAGACGGUUUGAAUGGUAUCAAAACCAUCUUUCUAGCAUUGAUAGAUGGCUUGUUGUUUUUGCCAAUUAAUAGAGGAGAUAAAAAUGAUGCGAAAUAUUUUAUAUCUAUUUAUCUUACGGAUAUUGUUAGGAUUAAAACCUAUAGAAUAUACGAGAUCUUCAAAUGCAAGAUUCCUAUUUCAUAUACAGAGCGGUGGUUGCUUAUAAAAAUUGCAAAUGUUGGCUUUUAUCUAGAGAAGUUGCUCAAAGAAUGUAAAUCUGUAAAAGCAAAACUAUGCGAAGAAGAUGCAAUUGCUGAUAAUGGUCGUGAUUGUGUAUCCAAUUGGAUUUCGAUUUCAGACAACACUCCUAAUUAUCCAAUAAAAAGGCCAAGGCUCAUUGAUUACGACGAUGUAAUUUUUAAUAUAAUCCGGCUUUCUACACGACUUUUAAAUACUGGUGGACUUGAUUGGAAUUAUCAAGAGUCGUCUGAGUUUGAAAUGAUACUAGUAGAGAAUGUUCGUUUUCUACAUACUUCGUACAAAAGUGAUUUAUGUGAUAAAACAACCACACCAAUUUUUUUAUGUCGUCUGAUGCCGGAUGUGGAAAAUCUUGAAUGCAACAGAGAUUCCUAG
This is a messenger RNA of Rhizophagus irregularis DAOM 181602=DAOM 197198, 645 nucleotides long. Lineage: Eukaryota; Fungi; Glomeromycota; Glomeromycetes; Glomerales; Glomeraceae. The record is from RefSeq and is a predicted model, not a curated record.